Molecule: messenger RNA, 2829 nt
Organism: Symbiodinium sp. CCMP2592
Lineage: Eukaryota; Dinophyceae; Suessiales; Symbiodiniaceae
Source: the annotation of a GenBank genome assembly
AUGUGCGCAGCCAUUUAUGUGGAGGUGAUCCUGGUUUCGCUAGAGCUCCAUCCUUCACAACUGCAAGUGGUUUGGUCAGAGGAAGGACCUCUGGUCACGAACAAGACGGGCAUAGACCCGGGCUUGAAGAAGGUUUUCGAGGACUUCGCCAAAGAAACAGAACAUCUGUUUGCAGCAUGGGCCACGCAGAGGACUUUGACGGAGAAGUAUUCGGCUUUACAAUCAGACAACAAGUUGCACCUGCAUUUCCAAGCGGAAGCUAGCUUCAAGUGGCAGUUUACCAAGUUGUAUGCUUCACAUGCCAAGCCGGUGGAUUGUGAGGAGCAAAUGGCGGAUGAUGAUUACGAGCUUUCAGUUGCUUGGGCGGAGCUCAGGAAGAAGCAUGCCAACGAGUGCUUCCAGUUCGUAUGUCAACAUCAAGAGCGCUGUCUGCAAGUAUACGACAAUGCAGUGUCACAGACAAGCUUGCAGUUGCAGUUGAGUGAUAAAGUUGAAGCAUGGUUUGCGGAGCAUGAGUUUAGCGAUGCAAACAUCAAGCGCGUCAUGUUGCAGAAGGCUGUAUCUUAUGUGGAAAGUCUGAUCAGGUUGAAAAGGCCUUCUAUUCAAGCCAGGAUGAACAAAGACAAGCAAAUAAAGCAGAAACGGGAGCAAGCUUUGACAGAUGCUAUGACAAAGUUUGAAAGCAUGGACGUUAAGGAUGUUUUAUCACCGGCUUUGUUUGAACUUGCAAAGCUUGGAGGAUCAAGGAAAAAGCCUGUCACUUUGAAGGAUGAUAGUGCCCUCGCGUUCUUGGUGAAAGACAAUCCGGAGUUGCGGGAAAAGCAUGGAAAGCGUCAAUCUAUUCUCAAAGAUCCGCACAAGCAAGUGAGAUUCACCGAGAAUGACAAGGGUUCCACAUUAUUUUUUGCUACACUUGGCGAAGGGUGUCGUUUGAGGAGCUCCUGGCAGCCACCUUCUGACAGUACUGUUGACAUUUUCAUGAGGAAAGCUUUGGCAUGGCUUGCGCAACACCGUGAUAGCAUUGCAGUCGUGGACUGCGACAAGGGUGUUUGGAUGGCUCCGUUUGCAACUUUUUUGGUGGAACAACUAAACCCGCUGCUGAGUAAGCUGCAAUCUGUUGUGGUUUCCACCGACCAGUUGCUUGAAGAGUUGAGCACCGUGCAGUGUAGGCCUGGAAUGAAGUUUCUCACAUUCGACGUUGUGAACUUGUAUCCGUCAGUGGAUCGAUGCCAUUUCCUGUCGGUCAUCAGCGGUUUUCUGCGGACGAGGAUGCCAAGUCAUUCUUUGUGCACUUUCGUGAUUCGUGCCCUGGAGUUGAUAUUGAGCGCAUGCUUCGUUACGUUCGAAGGCUGUAAAUAUGAAAGUACAGACGGCAUUCCGACUGGGCUAGCGGUUGCUAGCAUCGUUGCAAACAUUUAUCUCUGGCAUUUGGAUUGCUUCAUUGCUGAGCAAGCGGGUGAGCUCUUGCAGUUCAUUCGCAGAUAUGUUGACGAUUUGCUUCUGUUAUGUCGCGGUUCUCAUCAGUGGCUUGGUGAGAUUUUGCAUCGAUGGCACCCUUCCCUGAAGUUUGAGCUGUCAGGAAGUAUGGAGGCUAGUCGGCAAGUUCAAUAUUUGGAUGUGAAUCUGGGCAUACAGGUGGAGGUGAUCCCGGUUUCGCUAGAGCUCCAUCCUUCACAACUGCAAGUGGUUUGGUCAGAGGAAGGACCUCUGGUCACGAACAAGACGGCCUUACAGACUCAGGUCAGUGGACAACAAGUGGCGAAAGAGGAUCAUACACACUCGUCACAUGAAUUCCAUGAGCCGAAGCAGCUCCUGGAGGGCAUAGACCCGGGCUUGAAGAAGGUUUUCGAGGACUUCGCCAAAGAAACAGAACAUCUGUUUGCAGGAGCCGCGGCAGUGGUCCCUUUGGUGAGCGCCAGCCGGAGCUCUGCUGGGGCCGAUGAGGACGUAGCGUCCGGACCCCGUCCCCGCGACAAAUCUUUGCUUCAGGCACACCUCAUGGGCCUUGACACGGGCACCGCUUCUCGCACCAUUGAAACAAGGAGCGAGGCGGAGGAGCUGCGACAGGCGACUGCAAAGCUGGGCACAGGAGCGGGGAGUUUGAAUUGCGGGGAAGGGACGAACAAAACCUUUCGACUCGGGCUCGGGCGAGCCUCACUUCAAGCCCGCAUCGGGUGGUGGGGUGCCAGCGCCAGCGUGAGGGCUGCGAGAUGGGAGGGCGGUGCCGUGCAGCACGGGCAGACCUCUUCUUACAAUCGAGCCGCUUCAGAUGCCUAUCUCAACCGUUCUCUCGUGCAACGAAAGCACGUCUUGUUGCAGGUCCACAGACUGUUGGAAACCUCUGCCGGCAUCUGCCAGCAAGGCAAGGGGCACGUGCCACGCAAUUUUCGAGAAGAGCGGAACUGCGGAAUUCUGGUCGCUCUAGACCUGUCGAUGCUGCACUGGUCGGCGGCUCGACAUGCAAGCUGUGGCCGUGCAGUCUUGGACACAACCUCAGCAGCGGCAUGCAUCAGGACCACGUGCAUCGACAAGCCCUUGCUUCAGGCACAGGUCAUGGCAUGGGAUGCCUCCACGUCGACCUGCUCGGCGAGCGUCAUCGGAACGAAAAGAACUGCGAAACUCUGGUCGCUCUUGUGCAACAGCUGCACUGGUCGGCGGCUCGGUCUGCAAACUGUGGCUGUGAUGUUCUGGAGGCGUGUCGUCAACACCGCUGGGCCAACUCCCAACCUCAGUUCUACUCGGCCGGAAGGAACUUUUAACUCGGGAGAAAGCAAAGCAAUCGUUUUGCAGGCUUCCCUUCAUCCUACUUCGAGGCGACUCAACAGAUGA